Anolis carolinensis (green anole) is the source of this 2899-nucleotide messenger RNA. Its product is annotated as BPI fold-containing family B member 4. The record is from RefSeq and is a predicted model, not a curated record. NCBI's taxonomy places the organism in Eukaryota, Metazoa, Chordata, Lepidosauria, Squamata, Anolidae. Bases 1 to 2544 code for a protein of 847 amino acids. The transcript is spliced from 21 exons. Gene Ontology annotation, molecular function: lipid binding.
AUGCUCAAGAUUUUGACCGUCCUUCUCUUGUGCGGCCUCCUGCCCUUCCAAGAAGCCACAGCGCAAGAAGGAACUCCUCUGUCGGUCGAGAUCAAUCUCAAAGAACUUGAAAGAAUACUCUCUGAGCUGAUGAAUGGACUCUUGGGAGGACUUGGAGGAGGAGAGCAAGGAAGUUCAACUGGUGGCACCUCGGACAAACAAAACGGUCUGCUGGGAGGUCUCCUUGGGCGGCGAAGAAGAGCUCUGCUUGGAGGUGUCUUGGGAGGCCAGGGCAAUCUACUUGGAGGUGUCUUGGGAGGCAAUGAAGGUCUGCUUGGAGGUCUCUUGGGAGGCCAGGGCAAUCUGAUUGGAAAAAUCUUGGGAGGCAAGGACGGUCUGCUUGGAAAUCUCCUGAAUCUGCUGAAUUUGAAGAUUGCGGAAGCCAAGCUACUGGACCUCAAGCUGAAAACCAUCCCAGGUGCUGGACUUGAGCUGACACUCCGCAUCAGACUGGAAAUCCUGAGCAACUCCAAGUCUUCUGGGCCUCUGGCUGAACUUCUGCAUAUUCUUGUGGACGUUGACGUCAAAGCCUCUCUUCAGAUUGAGAAAGACAAGUCUGGAGCGCUCAAGCUCGUGAUUAAGGACUGUUUGACCGACCCGGUUCACAUUAAGCUCUUGUCUGGGACCCUGCUGGGGAAUGUGGUUGACCUCCUCUCCAACGCCUUGAAUCAAAUCCUUCCUGGUGUGCUGUGUCCAACUGUAGAGCUUGUGCUGAAUCUCGUGAACACGCUUCUUGGCACAGGCAACAUCGCCCUGGGUAAUCCUGAUGGUCAAGCCCUUGGGACUCAUUUCCUUUGCUUGACUUUUGCAGCUGUCUCCAACUCCAUGGCCCAAAGCAAUGCCCUCCAAGGAGCCAUGACAGAUCUGCCAAUCGGAGGUGGUGGUGAUGGUGGUGGUGAUGGUGGUCUACUAGGAGGCCUCCUUGGUGGUGGUGGUGGUGGUGGUGGUGGAGGAGGAGGAGGUCUGCUAGGAGGUCUUACAGGGGGCUUACUUGGGGGAGGAGGGGGAGGACUGCUUGGUGGCCUCACUGGGGGCUUGCUUGGAGGGGCAGGAGGGGGUGGUGGUGGUGGGGCUCAGAGGCUGGGGGGCUACAGAGCUCCAGGUGCUGCUGGUGGCAAUGGUGGAGGUCCUGGUGCUGGUGGGCUGCUGGGGCCAGGAGGCCUGUUGGGUGAUGGAGGUCUGCUUGGCACUGCAGGGAUACUUGGUGGUGGUGGUGGUCUCCUUGGGAAUGGAGGUCUACUGGGCAAUGGAGGCCUCCUGGGUGGAGGCGGCAUCCUGGGCAUCCUUGGAGAAGGAGGUCUACUUUCCACGGUCCAAGGGCUCACAGGGUUACGGAUUGUGGAGCUGACUCUUCCCAGGAUAAACCUGAAGCUUGUACCUGGAAUCGGGGUCCACCUGGAUCUGUACACCAGGGUGGCUCUCAAUGGCAAGAGCUUCCUGGGUUUGCUCGACAUUGCGGUGGAAGUGAACAUCACAGCAGUUGUCCGACUGACCAUGGAUGGGACCGGAUAUCCCAGAUUAGUGAUUGACCACUGUGAUACCCUUCUUGGAGGGAUCAAAAUCCGACUCCUCAGAGGCCUGCUUCCAAUUGUGGACCAUUUAUUGGCACGCAUCCUUAACAGGCUUCUUCCAGAUCUGCUUUGUCCUGUCAUUGAUGUUGUCCUUGGUCUCGUCAAUGAUGAGCUGGGAUUCGUGAACACUCUAGUUCCCCUUGGUUUGAUAGGAAGCAUCCAGUACACUGUUUCCAGCCUUCCAAUCAUCACAGGACAGUUCCUGGAGAUCGACUUAAAUACCAUAGUAGGGGCUGUGGCUGGACCUCUCCUGGACUAUCCACUGGGCAAGCCAGAAUCCGUUCCUUUGCCUGCAAGGGUGCCCAUGCCCCCAUUACCACCAAUGGAUGAGACCACCUACUCCCAGCUGGGACUCUCUGUCAAUUUCCUGAGAGCCGUCAUUGCCCUCUUGCAGAAACAAGGAGCUCUGGACAUUGAAAUCUCCGAUGGGAUGUUCCCUGAGCUUCCUCCCCUGAUAACCUCAACACUUGGAGCAUUGAUUCCUGCAGUUUUCCCAAAGUUCCCAGAGCCUCGUCCUCUGCUUCUGAAGGUGACGGUUGCUGAGGUCCCCUCCGUGAUGCUGAAGAAAGACAAGGGCCUGAUCCAUCUCAAAGCGACUGCAGAAGUCCUGGCUUCCAAGCCCAAUGACGAGUACCAGUCUCUCUGUGUCCUAAACAUUGAUUGUUCUUUGCUGGCCAAGUUUUCUGUUGAAGACAACAAGCUGAAAAUCAAUGUCAGUCUUGACAAGACCCAUCUCUCCCUGGCAUCUUCAAACCUGGGGAAAUUCGAUGUCAAGCUGUUGGAGGGACUGGUAGACAAGAUCAUUGACAUUGCAUUUCUCCCUGCAAUGAACGGCAUCUUAAGUGGAGGCAUUCCUUUGCCCAAGUUGCUGGACACAGACUUCAACAACGCAGACAUCGAUGUCAUUGAAGAUCUGCUUGUGCUGUCUGCGUGAGGCGCUGAGAAGAGGUUCAAAGAAGAGCAUGGAGACCCGUGAAGAAGACUCACACCUCCACUUCACUUGUCAAUCCAAAUAGAUUCCGAUGAGACCCGAUUCAUUUGGGGUGAACCUGGACUUGGUUUUGCAUGCUGGCGGUUUCAGACGUUGCUCCUGGCAUGUUAUGUUCAUGGUCCACUUUGCUGUAACCUUGUUGCUUUGAAGAGACAUUGAACAUUGAACGUGUGCAUGCAUGCUCAUGAUAUUUCUUGCAUGGUUACUUUGAAAUAAAAGUUUCUGCUUCUCCACUGCAUUUUUGGGAUGACUUGAAUGCCUUCUGAUGCAGCAGCACAUCAUAGAAUUCAUAGAAUCC